GGAAGUACCCGAGGAGCAGAAGACGCGUGUAAGAUGGUGUCGACCCGGAGAGGAGCGCGUGUCCUGCCUCCCAGUCCAACAAACCCGGACCAGAACCCCGAUGUCCAGGCCACCCCAUCUACUGGUCGAAGAACAAGGAGCACUGCUAAACGAGCAGAGAGCCCUACCCAGCAUGCCCUGCAGGAGACCAGCAGCCAACUUGAGAAAGAUAUGGGAGGAAACCCUCUAAACUCCUCAAGAAAAAGGUGCAGCAGAGCAUCCAGACUCCACAGUCCAGAGCAGCCCUCGACCCCUGUGGGGUCGGUCCAUGAGGCUGACGUAUCCGACGUAGAAUCCUGCUGCUCUGCAGUGUCUGAUGUCGGACCUUCAGUAACAAGCCCCAGAGGGAGAAGGAGGCAGCUCCGUGGCAUCAGUCAAGAAGACGAGGAGGUGUCUGAGGUGGAGUCCUGUUCAUCUGCAGUAUCUGCCUCGAGAGGUGGCCAAAGGGUUCAGCCAAACAGUAGGAGGAAGAAAACCAGCCAUGGUUCUGAUCCAGCUCCUGCUGAAGUGGGAGAAGCCAAGGCAGACCAACCGGUCGACACAGAGUUUUGCAGCUCUGUGGUGUCUGAAUCCCAACCGGUCACCAGAAGGAAAAGCACUCGCACCAGGUCAGACGCGAGACGCCAGGUGGAAGACUCCGAGGUUUCGGAUGCAGAUUGCAGUGGUGCAGGAGUGACAGUCUCUGUCUCCACCACCCGCAGAACCACACGAUCCAGGCGGCAAAUACAGCCGAUCCCGAUCCAUCUGGAGGAGGAUGUGACCUCAGAAGGAUCUCACUCUUCUGCUCCAACAAGCCGAAGGACCACAGCAGUGAGAGGGAAGGCAGCAGCCAAUGUUGAUGUGAACGAGCCUCCGUCAUGUGACUCUGAAGGCUUUGAGUCAGGACCAACUUACAGCAGAAUGAGAUCAGGCAGGAGUCGGUCCACAGGCUCUAAAGCAGGCGUGGACUCUGACUUGGAAUCGGCAGUGGGCAGCCCUUGCUCUGCUCGAGGCGGAGGGACUCCAUGCAGUAGCCGCACUGGUUCUGGAAACAGCAGUCACAUUGCUCCAGUGUCUGAGUUGUCAAACAAGGUUCUAAGUGUUGUUUUAGUGCGAGCUACGGAACCAGGUGAGGAGGAUGGUUCACUAAACGACUCAAGGUUAGAAAACACAGUGAUCGCUGAGGAUGCAGAGAGCACACUGCUGGAAGAUGAGAGCCAAGCAGCAGAAGAAAAAGAUGAGGAAAGUGUGAUGUGUAUCAACCUCACAUCAGCAACAGACAGUGGAGUGACACAGGAACAUGAGAAGAGUGUUCUACAGAAGGAUACAACUACAGAAAAGGCAGAAAGGGAAAUGAGUGUUGUCACAGAGGAACAUCCCCACAUCUCCAUGCCCAUAUCAGACCACUUAGAAGAUACAGUCAGUGAGCCUGCAGUGAUGGUCGGAGACCAGCAGGAGGAGCCAUCAGCUGGAAACAAGGUUGGAGACACCUCAGAGAUGGAAAUGAUGCAGGAAACAGUCCAGUCAUCAGAGCCGUUAAAGCCUCUCCAGUCAGUUACAGUAACAACAUGUGAUGAAGCUUCUGAAGUCACUAAAGAGGAGGACGAAGUCAUGGAAGUAGGCAAUGUGGACGCCCACACAUCACACAGAGAAGCGCCUCCUGGUGAGGAUAACUGUGUGGAAAUGUCCAGAGAGGAGGAAAAAAUGGAAGCCAGUAUAUUGGAUAGAGAAGCGCAGCAGGUGGUUGACCCCAGUGAUUGGUCUUUGCCUGUCCUGGAGCCCCUGCAGACCCAGGACUCCAUUCAGGUGACAUCUAACCAGGUCCACAAAAUCACAGUACAGCCAGUUUCUGAACAGCAGCCCCAGGAUGUCAUUGUCCAGAAUACAAAAGUCAUCAGCCUUUUGGAGAGUGAUGAGGAUGAGGAUGAGGAUGAAGAUGACGAUGACGAUGCAGAGGAGCAGGAGAGGGAUGUUUGCGGAGGAGAGGAGGAGGAGGAGGAGGAUGAAGGAGCAGGGCCUUCUAAGGAGCCUGAAGUUGCAGAUGAAUCAGUUGCAGGACUUUUUAUGAUUGACACUCGGCCUGGCCAAGAGGCUGAUGAGCAUUACUAUAAGGAGAGGGUAGGCGAAAAGGAAGAGGAAGAGGAGGAUGAGGAGUUUGUGGAUGAAGAGGGGGAUGAUGAGGAUGAUGAAGAUGCAGAAAUCCUCUUCUGGAGCAGAAAUCCACAGUCGAAAGAGUUGUCCAGCCGUAUUGACCCUGGCAUCAGAGUGAAGGAGCUCGGGGGUUUAUACAUCAAUUUUGAUGGCAGCAAAUCAAAACCUGUCUCCAGUUCACUGCAAAAACUAAAGGAAAAGAAGAUCCAAGAUGAGGUGAUGAAGAAGAGUGUGAUUGGUCCAGACUUUGAAAAGAAAGAUGCUGUUCCACCGUACAGUGAAUCCAAACAAGCCUUAAAACUGAAGCGAAGGGUUGAGAGGAAGAAAACAACAGGAGAUGCUUGGUUCAAUAUGAAGGCCCCUGAACUGACCCAGGAGCUGAAGGCAGACCUUCAGGUCCUGAAGAUGAGAGGCUCGAUGGAUCCAAAGAGGUUCUACAAGAAGAACGACAGAGAUGGAUUCCCCAAAUACUUCCAGGUGGGUACAGUUGUCGACAAUCCAGUCGACUUCUAUCAUUCCCGGAUUCCCAAGAAGGAGAGGAAGAGGACCAUGGUGGAGGAGUUGUUGGCUGAUGCAGAGUUCAGACAUAACAACAAAAAGAAGUUUCAGAACAUCAUCGCAGAGAAAGCAGCACAGGGAGCCAGCAAGAGGAAGAAGCACAAACUCAAUAAAAAGAAGGGGAUGUGAGGACUCUGGAUUUUCAUACAGACUCAAACUACAAAUUUAACUGUUCCCCUGGAGGCUGGAACAUCGAGCAGAUCGUAUUUUUGGAGCUUGUGCAGAAACAUGAUGUGUUUCCUUAAUCCUUCUCAUUCUUGAUUGAGUGUGAAAUAAUUCAACAAAUGAACACACUUACCAGUGCAGAUGACUCAGAAACAGUGAUUGUGGUUGAAUUACAAGUUAACCCAUUUUUAAUAAAAAUGAAGCUGUAUUUUAUACAUUACAUCAUUGUCAUUGUGAGAAAAAAAAGCCCACACACAUCCAGUAUAUAAAUAUUCAGUAUUUUCUUUUGACUAGAACCAAUGUUGGCUAAAACUAGUCUGAACAUGACAACCUUUGUAAUGAUCACCGUCUUUAUCAUAUAAUAUCAAAACUACACCUUUUAAAUACUGUACAUAUAGCUUAGAAAAAAUUAAACAUGUCUGCAGUUUUGAUUAUAAAAUAUAUAAUUGAAAUGAGGCUAAAAUGCUGGAUGGAUAAGUGAUGUUUACAUAUAUGAGAAAUAUACAGAGUUUUUCUUUCAUUCCUAAACCUAAAUGGCUAUUCACAUACAUGAAAUAUGUAGUGUAUGUGAAUACAUACAGCUGUGCAUAUUUGGAUUAAAAGGGUGUUUUGUGGC
Messenger RNA from Sphaeramia orbicularis (orbiculate cardinalfish), 3508 nucleotides. RefSeq names its product deoxynucleotidyltransferase, terminal, interacting protein 2 (gene dnttip2). Gene Ontology annotation, molecular function: RNA binding. Lineage: Eukaryota; Metazoa; Chordata; Actinopteri; Kurtiformes; Apogonidae. The coding region runs from base 34 to 2856 and encodes 940 amino acids. Gene Ontology annotation, cellular component: nucleolus. The transcript is spliced from 7 exons. The record is from RefSeq and is a predicted model, not a curated record. Gene Ontology annotation, biological process: RNA processing.